Molecule: messenger RNA, 2409 nt
Organism: Pecten maximus
Lineage: Eukaryota; Metazoa; Mollusca; Bivalvia; Pectinida; Pectinidae
Product: aldo-keto reductase family 1 member B1-like
Exons: 10
Coding region: 251-1231 (326 amino acids)
Cellular component (GO): cytosol
Molecular function (GO): aldose reductase (NADPH) activity
Source: RefSeq, a predicted model, not a curated record
AAGUACAAUAUCACACGAUGGAAUGCAUAUAAUAAUUAAUAUAUUGUUUCAUCUCUUUUAUUUUGAUAUUAAAACUGAAAAGUGAUAUAAUUUUCACAAUGCAUUUGGGUACAUUAGAAACUUGUAAUCGAACGUUAUCUAUACGUUAGAUUCCGGAUAUGGUCCACACGGUCCUCCAUAUAUAAGGAGAAAUCCGACUACCACGUACUGUGUGUAAAUCUAGCUGGACUCGAUAUACCGCAACCAUAUCAUGAUGGCAGCGACACCGGCGAAAAUAUUUCCCAGUGGAUUUAAGAUACCAUGCGUAGGUCUGGGUACAUGGAAGUCAAAACCAGGUGAGGUCGGAGAAGCUGUGAAAUCUGCGAUACGACUGGGUUAUCGGCAUUUCGAUUGUGCACUUGCCUAUCUAAAUGAACAGGAGGUAGGACAGGCAAUCAAAGAGUGUAUAAAUGAUGGAAUUGUCAAACGUGAGGACUUGUUUAUUACAACAAAGCUAUGGAACACCUACCACAGUAAGGCCCGAGUAUCGGAGGGAUGUAAGGAGUCCCUGACCAACCUCGGCAUGGACUACGUUGACCUAUACAUUAUACACUGGCCUUUACCUAUGAAGGAAGGACCCGAAAUGUUCCCGGUAACUGCAGAUGGCAAAAGGGCUGAUGUUGUCGAUAUCGACUAUACUGAAACAUGGACAGCCAUGCAGGAUUUGGUAGACCAGGGAUUGUGUAGAUCGAUAGGUCUGUCGAACUUCAAUUCUAAACAAAUCCAGAGGCUUUUAGAUCUUGGUUUGAAACAUCCGAUAUCCUGUAACCAGAUCGAGAUAUCUCCCUACAUUACCAACGAAAAGUUGCUACAAUUCUGUAAAUCCAAAGAUAUUGUUGUAGUUGCGUAUUCUCCUCUGGGAUCUGCUGAUCGACCAUGGGCCAAACCAAGCGAUCCGACAUUACUUGAGGAGCCUGAAAUAUUAAAGAUGGCAGCUCGGUGCAACAAAUCUGCUGGACAGGUUGUACUCCGAUGGGGUAUACAAAGAGGAUAUGUCGUUAUACCGAAGAGCGUGUCUUCAGCAAGGCAAAAACAAAAUAUUGAACUCUUUGACUUUGCAUUGGAUGACGACGAAAUGAAGAUCAUACACGGGAUGAAUAGGAAUUUUCGUGUUUGUAGAUGGGAAGACAGUUCUAAUCCGAUACUCUAUGCAAUGCACAGUCCCUACUAUCCGUUCCACGAGGAGUUUUAGGAUAUGAGACGAACAGAAAGCAAAAAGGGAUAUAUAUAUAUUAUAUAUAUACUUUCACUUCAUUUAUACCGUGAUUCUGGGACAUUACUUCAAAUACUGUCAUUUUUAUUAUAAAAUUAUAUUUUAGUAAUAAGAUUGCAUGCACGAAUAAAUUUGUCACAAAGAAAUUAAAUUGGCAAUUAUUUAUCAAUUGUUUUGUGUUGUAAUACAGUAUUGUGUUGUAUUGUAUUAAAUACAAUAUUGUAAUAGAGUACUGUAUUGUAGACUUGAUGAGGAAGACAUGCUGAUAAAAGAUAAAUAUAUAUUUUCACUUGCCACCUGUGUUUCAUUUUUUAUGGUUUUGUUAUUGGUAUGUAAUUCAGAGGGCAUUUAAAGCAUCUGGGAAUGGUACCUGAUUUCACUUUCCAUUUGUACUGCUUUAUUUGUUUUAUAUUUAUUCAUAGUAAUGUAAUUCCGCGGGCUAUGUGAAUGUAUACUAAUAUUGUUUUCUAAUUUCCGAUUGUGUACAUUAAAUAUCCAAGUAAUGUGGAAAAUGUCAGUUCGUACAAGGUGAAUAUAUUCAGACCAGGACUAGCUAAGAUUAGAGGGGUUCCAGACGAACUGAUUGUGAUUGGGUGAGCACAAUCAUUUACAGGAUCUAAACACAGUAUACACAAUUUCCACGUUACUUAAAAUCGCUAAGGACAUACAUUUAAAUAGUAAAAAUAGGGGGAAGUCGGUAUGCUUUUAGCAAUCCACACUGGAUCACAUGACAAUAGUAACAUGCAUCAGAAAUUUCACCAAGGAGAUAGAUAAAACGCCUUCCAUUUUCAACCUCGCUUCAUAUAAUCUAUUCUUGGAUUGAUAAAUACAGGUAUCGGCCUCAGUCAAAUGCUAUAAUUGCAAAACUGAUUAUUGUUACAUUAUGAAAUAGUGAUGAGUAAUGAUGUUUUGAAGUGAUGAAUAGUAUAAAAGUGUAAAAAAAAAAAGCUUUCAAAACCUUUAUAUAACCGGUUGAUUUUAAAUUGAUAAAUUGAAUUCAAUUUACGCCAUCGUAUCACUUUCCUUGUCGUCAAUAUACAUAAUCCAUCGAGUCAAUAUACAGAUCCUACUUCACCUUUCUUGAAUAUAUCACUACAUUAUCACCCAAAAACUCUUUGUUACAUAUUGUUUUUGGAAAUAAAAGCUUUUGAAAAGUU